Seriola dumerili (greater amberjack) is the source of this 3554-nucleotide messenger RNA. It is a transcript of the gene sox4a, whose product is annotated as transcription factor SOX-4-like. NCBI's taxonomy places the organism in Eukaryota, Metazoa, Chordata, Actinopteri, Carangiformes, Carangidae. The transcript has a single exon. Gene Ontology annotation, biological process: positive regulation of transcription by RNA polymerase II; cell differentiation; anatomical structure morphogenesis. Gene Ontology annotation, molecular function: DNA-binding transcription activator activity, RNA polymerase II-specific; RNA polymerase II cis-regulatory region sequence-specific DNA binding. The coding region runs from base 464 to 1579 and encodes 371 amino acids. The record is from RefSeq and is a predicted model, not a curated record.
GCUAAGGAAACAGGGAGACUAUGAGAAAGCGCAGCUGCUCCAUUCAACCACAUGGUUCCUCAACCGCACAGACAAGCUGCGCUGCAGACAGCCAGGUUCACAUAAGGGACUUGCACUGCUGUUUCCCACAGCGGCGCGUUUCGAGUCUUGCAGGGCGAGUUUUCAGCCGCACAGGCAGUUGAAAGUUGCCGUUGAAUAGAUUCGGGAUUUAUUUUUUUUAUUUCCGUGAAGCGCACUGGUAAAAGUUGAGAGACCAGGUGUCUGUAAAACGGGCUGAACUGAAAAGAGACAGAGAAGAGACUUGGAUGAACUUUUUUUUUUAGAUCUGUGUCCAUCAGUGAUCUCGCUCAAAGCGCCUGAAAUCAGAACAAGUGAGGAGUAAGCCUACAAGUCGUUUUUGCGCACUUGAACUUUGUGAAAGCCCUGCACUGAACAGAGUGUUUCCAGACACUUGGAGGAAAGGAUGGUGCAGCACAUGAGCCAGACAGAGAGCGCCCACGCUCACUCCCCCGGCGGGGACUCCACGGACACAGGAGAAAUGGACUUGGAGAUGGAUGCGUCUCCGACCCCCGAGUCUCCCUCCUCCGGGGUGCGGAGCGACUUGGCGUGGUGCAAGACUCCGACAGGGCACAUCAAGAGACCCAUGAACGCGUUCAUGGUCUGGUCACAGAUCGAGAGGAGGAAGAUCAUGGAGCAGUCGCCGGACAUGCACAACGCGGAGAUCUCCAAGAGGCUGGGGAAGCGCUGGAAGCUGCUGAAAGACACAGACAAGAUCCCGUUCAUCCGCGAGGCGGAGCGCCUCAGACUCAAACACAUGGCCGACUACCCAGACUACAAGUACCGGCCCAGAAAGAAGGUCAAGUCGGGAAGCGGAGCGAGUAAGCAGGCGGACCGCGGGGAGAAGAGCGGGGAGCGCAGCGCCAAAGCCGGUGUGAAAAGAAGCCCCGCGUCCAAAGGAGUGAGCAGGACGCACAAACAGGGCAGCACGAAGAGCGCUGCGGGGCAGGACUAUGCGUCUCCCGGUGACCACCAGGCGCUCUUCAAAUCCAGGUCAGUGUCUGGGGCUCGGCAGAUCCCGGAGAAGCGCACCGGAGAGGCGAGGCGCGGCCACAUGUUCGGCGGGGCAGGCAGCCUGGAGAGCGGGCCUCCCUCCGUGGGAGUCCCGGCCAGUCCCACCCUGAGCAGCUCGGCGGAGUCCAGCGACCCGCUCAGCCUGUACGAGGAGCAGAGCCCUGCGGCCAGCGAGUCAUCACACACCGCGCGCCUCAGGUACGCUCGCGCCUCCUCCCCAACACCGUCAGCCUCUCAUUCUUCCUCAUCAGUGUCAUCCUCAUCAUCGGACGAAGAGUUUGAAGACGAGCGGCUCGACCUGAACUCGAGCCCCGGGUUUGAGAGCAUGUCUCUGGGCGGCAUGGGCUUCUCCGACGCGGAGCUGGACCGGGACUUGGACUGGAGCUUCGGGGAGUGCGGGGCGGGAUCUCACUUCGACUUCCCCGACUACUGCACCCCGGAGGUCAGCGAAAUGAUCUCAGGAGACUGGCUGGAGUCCACCAUCUCCAACCUGGUGUUCACCUACUGAAAGGACCACGGUGGAGAGGAACCGCGACGUCCCCCCACGUUUUGAACUCUUCAGCCCCCCCAGACCGGCGUGUGAGUCCAGACCAGAAUAUUUCCGCCAUUCUUUCACUAAAUAAGGGAGAGUGAAGACAGGAAAGAAAAAGGUGGCCUGUGUGCGCGUUGAAGCCCAGGUACGCGCAGCUCACAGACUUGGACAGCGCUCGGUGCGCUUGACGGGAACGCGCAGACGGGGGAAAUGCUUAGUUUGCAUUUGGACACAGAGGAGGAGUGAAUGUAAGCAGAGAGCAGUGAAACACACGGACUUCAGCUCAAAUGUUCAACCCAAUCCGCCGAGGAUGAGGACUGAGACCGAACUCUGAAUCUUAAUGUUAUUUUGGGUCGGGAAAAGGGACACUUACUGGAGAGCUCGUCAUGUUGGGUUUUGUUUAAGAUACAGCCAAUUCACAUUGACCAUCAAGUUGCUAUUCAGGUGUAGUUUUUUUCCAAACUCGAAGUAGUUUCAAUAUCAACACGCAUGCCCUCCGAGAUAAGGAGGAUUUUGUUGUGGUUAAAUGCGUAAAAAUUGUUCAUUGCUGCGUAAUUACGCAAUUUGUGUGACCAUAGGACACAAUUCACUAUCACCAGCUUCUCUUUCAACGGCAGGACUUAAAAACAAAGACUGACUCGAAACUUCAGAAACCCUUUUCUGAACCUUUUUAAACACUCAGUGCACAAUUCAGGACCAAUGUUCCCCGACGCGCAUCCUUUCUGCCUAGUGCUUCAACUUUGUAGUUCCUCUGUGUCAGAUGACGUUUUUUUAUAUUGAUGUAUUUAUACCGGCCAAACUUUUUUAUACAUAGAAGUAUUGUUCUCGUACAGGUCUCAUUUGUGUUUGUGCACAUACACCUGUCUGUAUCCUGCGCGGAAGGGCUAGAAGUGUAUCUUAUUUAAAAAUGUCUGACUUCUCUCACUUUUAAGGAGAUUUGAGUGUGUCAUGAUUUUCUACUUGUAUUUUUGUACAAAAUCUAUAGAAAGGGGGUUUUUCCGGCGAGUGGGUAGCCUACAACAUUGUUGUUUGGGUCUACAUUGGUGUUUAGACGUGCAGAGGGGGGUUUGUUUGGCACAAUCUGACCUCACACAGUGUUUACAGUAUUUACCCACAUGCUUCUUAAUGGCACAGUGACUCCAGUUUCACCAGCCAAGUAAACAAAGCGCCACUGAGGCUCCCAGCCUGAGUGGUGACUGUGUUUCCAGUACUACACAUAGACCUAAAGUAUAUGAGUGAAAGAUCCCAGAGAGUCACUGUUUGGAUAGAGCUAAUACCUCUGUGUGCUUUUUAUCAAGAUAAGUUUUAUUUGAACCACUGGAUGGAAUUUCACACUCAUUCCACUUUGCCUAGACUUCGGAGGGAGGGAGAUGUAUGAAGUGCUUCAUCUGUUAUUGCGCAAAUUGCAUCAAAAAAUAGUAUUUAACCUUUCUGUACCUGUUGGCUAAGUAUAGCAGGCUAAUUGUUUUCCUAUAUUAUGGCAUGGCAAAUAGCAUUUGUAUUUCAGAUUCAGGUAUAUGUAGCUAUAGCUGUUGUGUUUAAGAUUUUUAAAAGAAUAAUAACAUGAAGAUAUUUAUGUAAACUGACUGUACUAUAAGCAAAGAUUGUGUGUUUUAUGUAUGAUGAUGAUCAACGACAGGCACUAGGACAGCCAUCUUUGGACAUCCUUAUGUUGAAGAUGAUUGUGGUCCAGGAGUUUAUUUUUUGUUUUUUGGGGUUUUUUUUACCUUCAAAACAUCUUUUCUAUUGUCCUUUUUCUUUUUUCAUUUGUGCAAUAUGCUGUGUAUGAUCAUGUUUUGUCCAAUCAUGCCAAUAUCAUUUGAUGUUUAUUGCUCAAAACCAGCCAAUGUUUGGGUCAAUCACUGCCUCUCAGACCUCUGUACAGAUUGUCGUUUUUUUAUUUGUUUUUCUUUUCUUCCGAGAAGGAAAUAAAAUCAGCUGGAACUGAAAA